Molecule: messenger RNA, 3023 nt
Organism: Cicer arietinum (chickpea)
Lineage: Eukaryota; Viridiplantae; Streptophyta; Magnoliopsida; Fabales; Fabaceae
Product: receptor-like serine/threonine-protein kinase SD1-8
Biological process (GO): protein phosphorylation; recognition of pollen
Cellular component (GO): plasma membrane
Molecular function (GO): protein serine/threonine kinase activity; ATP binding
Source: RefSeq, a predicted model, not a curated record
AAUUGGUCCAAAAUAGUAAACCUAUUUAAAAGGGUUAAAAGUUUAAAGUGUUUGAGUCAACUUGCAGUCUCCACUCUCCAUAUGAAAGAAUCCUUGUCCAUAUAAUCCCCACUUUUAACAAUCUCUCUCUCUCUCUCUCUCUCUCUCUCUCUCUCUCUCUCUCUCUCUCUCUCUCUCUCUCUCUCUCUUGUUUUUCCCUUUUCAAAACAUGAGAGGCUUCACUCUGUGUCUUCUUUGUCUCUCCACUUCAAUCCUUUUUUUCUCCAAACCUUCAAUCUCUGCUUCUGAUACAUUAACAACAACCCAAUCGCUUAAAACCAACGAAACCCUCUUGUCACCAAACGGUAUUUUCCAACUAAGUUUCUUUUCCUUCAACAAUUUCACUUGGUACUUAGGAAUACGUUACACCAUCGACCAUAAAAAAACAGUAGUUUGGGUAGCAAACAGAAACACCCCAAUUCAAAAUUUCAACGCUUUUCUCAAAUUAACCGACGCAGGAAAACUCAUCAUCAUCGAUCAAUCACAAAAAACCAUUUGGGCCUCUAAUCAAAGAACGAAAAAUGCUACCUUUAACAACCCAAUUCUUCAGCUUUUGGAUUCUGGAAAUUUGGUUGUAAAAGAAUCGAACGAGAAUGACCCAACAAAGUUUAUCUGGCAAAGCUUUGAUUACCCAACAGAUACUUUGUUACCUGGCAUGAAACUUGGUUGGAACUUCGACACAAACACAGAAACAUUCAUAAAUUCAUGGAAAGUAACAGAUCAAGACCCUUCAUUUGGAGACAUAUCUUUCAAAAUGGAUUAUCACGGUCUUCCAGAAAUUUUUCUUUUGGACAAAGGUAGAAGAAUUUAUAGAAGUGGACCUUGGAAUGGUAAAAGAUUCAGUGGCGUUCCAGAGAUGCAACCUGUUACAGAUUCAAUAAAAUUCAAUUUUGUUGAAAAUGAACAUGAAGUUUUCUACACAUUCUCAAUUGGGAAUGAAUCUUUGUUUUCAAGACUGAGUGUGAAUUCAUUAGGUAAACUUCAAAGACUUACAUGGAUACAAAGUGGACAACUUUGGUCAACAUUUUGGUAUGCACCAAAAGACCAAUGUGACAAUUAUAGAGAGUGUGGUCCAUAUGGUAUAUGUGACACAAAUGCUUCACCUGUUUGUCAGUGUGUGAAAGGUUUUAGACCAAAGAAUCAUCAAGCAUGGAAUUUGAGAGAUGGAUCUGAUGGGUGUGUGAGGAAUAAUGAAUUGGAUUGUGGAAGUGAUAGGUUUUUGAAAUUGGUGAAUGUGAAGUUGCCAGAGACAAGCAGUGUAUUUGUGAAUAGGAGUAUGAGUGUUUUUGAAUGUGGAGAAUUUUGUAAGAGGAAUUGUUCUUGUACAGGUUAUGCUAAUAUUGAGAUUGUUGAUGGUGGAAGUGGUUGUGUUAUGUGGCUUGAUGAACUCAUUGAUAUUAGAUUGUAUCCUUCUGGUGGACAAGAUCUCUUUGUCAGAUUAUCAGCUUCUGAUGUAGAGGAAGAUGAGGCAAGAGAAAGUUCUGAUCACAAGACAGCUAAGGCUAUAGGCAUUAUGGUUGGGGGUGCAGCUAUUAUAUUUUUGAUAAUAGGAAUAUGUUUCUUGUGGAGGAAGAAGAAAUUGCAGUGUCUAUUCAAAAUGAAAAGCGAAAAAAGAGCAGCUUCAUUGGAAAGAAGUCAGGAUUUGCUUAUGACUGAGGGGGUGUUUACAAGUAAUAGAGAACAAUCAGGUGAAAAUAACCUGGAUGAUCUUGAAUUGCCAUUCUUUGAUUUUAAUACCAUAACAUUGGCUACAAACAAUUUCUCUGAAGAAAAUAAACUUGGACAAGGAGGAUUUGGUAUUGUUUACAAAGGUAGGUUGAUCGAAGGUCAGGAAAUUGCUGUGAAGAGAUUAUCGAAAAAUUCCGGCCAAGGGGUUGAUGAAUUUAAGAACGAGGUCAAGUUGAUUGUCAAGCUUCAACAUCGAAAUCUUGUUCGGCUACUUGGCUGCAGCAUUCAAAUAGACGAGAAGAUGCUAGUGUAUGAGUACUUGGAAAAUAGAAGCCUUGAUGCCAUUUUAUUUAACAAAACUAAAAGAGCCUUGCUCGAUUGGCAAAGACGCUUCAAAAUUAUAUGCGGAAUUGCUAGAGGACUUCUUUAUCUUCAUCAGGAUUCCCGAUUUAGGAUCAUCCAUAGAGAUCUUAAAGCAAGCAACAUUCUACUUGACAAAGAGAUGAAUCCGAAGAUAUCAGACUUUGGGAUGGCUAGAAUUUUCGGCACGGACCAAACAGAGGCGAAUACAGUUAGAGUUGUUGGAACAUAUGGCUAUAUGUCUCCUGAAUAUGCUAUGGAUGGAAUCUUCUCAGUAAAAUCUGAUGUUUUUAGUUUUGGCGUUCUUGUGAUGGAGAUUAUAAGUGGAAAAAAGAACCGGGGUUUUUAUUCCGCGAACAAAGAAUUGAAUCUUCUUGGCCAUGGGUGGAAUCUGUGGACAGAAGGAAAAGCUUUGGAACUUAUUGAUUCAUCCAUUGAUAAUUCAUAUUCACAAUCUGAGGUUCUUAGAUGCAUACAAGUUGGAUUAUUAUGUGUACAAGAGAGAGCAGAAGAUAGGCCAACAAUGUCUUCAGUGGUUUUGAUGUUGAGUAGUGAAACAGCAACAAUAACACAGCCUAAAAACCCUGGGUUUUGUCUAGGAAGCAAUCCUAUAGAAACUGAUUCUUCCUCAAGUAAACAAGAGGAAUCUUGCACUGUGAACCAAGUUACUGUCACAAUGUUAGAUGGUAGAUAGUGGAAGGCUGUGUCAAUAUUGAACUUGUAUGAAUAUAAUACAAACUUGUGAUUUCAUGGGAUUGGCAGUGAAACAUGCUUACAUAUAAAAACAAUUUACAUGACUUGUUAGUUUUGCAUUAGUUAGCUAUUUUUUAGGUUUUUAGUUUGGGCUAUUGCAACUGUUUUUACUUAAAGCCUUUCAGGCUGUUUUGUAGACUAGAAUCUAGGCCCAUUCUGUAUUUUUUGAGUAAUCAAUUCAAUGGAGAGGUAUUAUUCAGCAA